AUGAGACUUCCCACUGCUAAAUCCUGUGCAUUAGGUUUCACGCUAGCAACCAGCUUAGUGGAGGCACUACCACAGUUCGAUAGAUAUAAAGAACAUUCAAAAAAAGAUGUUUCCCACCAACAUCAACGUAAGAGAGCUGUCACAGUGGAAUAUGUAUAUGCUACUGUCACAGUUGCUCAUGAUGCAGAACAACAAAACAAUGCUGCUAAUGAUUUGCUAAAAGAAGACGAAGUCCAGGGCAAUGUUGCUGCUGCCGGCUCCCCUGCUCAAGAGGCUGUCCAGCCAACUACGACCGAUUAUGCUCAAGGGCAAACAUCAACUUUACAGCCCGAGACACCUCCAUCUAGCUCCAGUCAAUAUAAUGCAAACCAGGAACAGCAACAACAGCAAAAUCAACCUAAUGAUCAACAAGCAGCUGCUCAACCUGCUGGAAAUGACCAACAAUCUAAUGCCUACAGCAGUGAAGUACCUGCAGCACCUCAAUCUGCUCAAGUACCCACAUCUCCAUCAUCUACUCCAUCCAAUGCUGCGACUAGCAAUUCCGGUUCAAGUUCUAAUACAAAUUCGGGAUCUUCAAGCGCUGGUACUGGUAGCAUUUAUGGUGAUUUGGCAUCCUUCUCUGGUCCUAAUCAACCAUUUCAAGAUGGCACUAUUCCUUGUUCUCAGUUCCCAUCGGGCCAGGGUGUUAUUGCUCUAGAUUGGCUCAAUCAAGGCGGUUGGUCUGGUAUUGAAAACAGUGAUACUUCCACUGGAGGUCCUUGUCAAGAAGGCUCAUACUGUUCAUACGCAUGCCAGCCGGGCAUGUCGAAAACUCAAUGGCCAUCAAACCAGCCAGCAGAUGGUAGAUCAGUUGGUGGUUUGUUAUGUAAGAAUGGCUUUUUGUACAAAUCCAAUCCUUCUGCUAACUACCUCUGUGAAUGGGGUGUAAAUGCUGCAUAUGUCGAGUCUCACAUUUCUCAAGGUGUUGCUAUUUGCAGAACAGAUUAUCCAGGUACUGAAAACAUGGUUAUCCCAACAUUUGUAGAAGCCGGUUCCACUCUACCACUAACUGUAGUUGACCAAGACACUUACUACCAAUGGCAAGGAAAAAAGACAUCUGCUCAAUACUAUGUAAACAAUGCUGGUGUUAGUGUAGACCAGGGUUGUAUCUGGGGUACUCCUGGAUCAGGUGUCGGCAACUGGGCUCCAUUGAAUUUUGGGGCUGGCUCUACCAAUGGUAUAACUUAUUUGUCUUUAAUUCCUAACCCAAACAACAGAUCUCCUUUGAACUUUAACGUUAAAAUUGUUGCUUCCGAUGAUUCGUCUGUGGUCAACGGCCAAUGUAGUUAUGAGAAUGGUGUUUACUCAGGUGGCGCUGAUGGUUGUACUGUUGCCGUGACUUCAGGAUCGGCCAAGUUUGUUCUUUACUAA
Nakaseomyces glabratus is the source of this 1410-nucleotide messenger RNA. It is a transcript of the gene SIM1, whose product is annotated as putative glucosidase SIM1. The record is from RefSeq and is a predicted model, not a curated record. Gene Ontology annotation, biological process: fungal-type cell wall organization. Lineage: Eukaryota; Fungi; Ascomycota; Saccharomycetes; Saccharomycetales; Saccharomycetaceae. Gene Ontology annotation, cellular component: fungal-type cell wall; cell surface.